Penicillium daleae is the source of this 186-nucleotide messenger RNA. RefSeq lists its product as uncharacterized. Lineage: Eukaryota; Fungi; Ascomycota; Eurotiomycetes; Eurotiales; Aspergillaceae. The record is from RefSeq and is a predicted model, not a curated record. Bases 1 to 186 code for a protein of 61 amino acids. The transcript has a single exon.
AUGGUCGCCGCGUCGGAGCCCUCCAUCCAUCCUUACACGGCCGAUUUGACCCGUGAGAUGAACCUCUCAAAUAUGUUGAACCGGUGCGUCCUGCGCAUCCAAGCGCUUCUUACAUCCUACCUAGAUGCAGAAAGUGACCUCAAUGGUUUCUACCGUUAUGAAGAGCAGCUGAAGCUAGAGCGUUAG